This is a messenger RNA of Daldinia caldariorum, 1436 nucleotides long. RefSeq lists its product as uncharacterized. The transcript is spliced from 5 exons. The record is from RefSeq and is a predicted model, not a curated record. Lineage: Eukaryota; Fungi; Ascomycota; Sordariomycetes; Xylariales; Hypoxylaceae. Bases 252 to 1112 code for a protein of 286 amino acids.
ACAAUACAUUAGGCCCCUCCAUUAGUACAGGUAUGGUAUGGUAUGCAUUGUACCUUGCUAGGCAGGCAUAAACACAAAACCAUUCAUGCGGGAAUAGGUCGAUUCUCCUAUUUUUUCUCCCCCCUCGAGUUGAAACUUCACCUAAGCCCUUGUUCAUUUUACCUUUCGACAUCGUCAUCAGCCGCAACGCCGCCCCUAAAAUACGACAUAGCCUUCUUGGCUUUUGUUUCCCUCCUCGUAGCCAUAAAAAAAUGGCAUUAUUCGAGAAGCUAGAUGUUAAUCCCGACAAGGUGCCCAACGCCAAACUUGGCCUCCAUAUCUUCCAAGCCGUCCUCGGCGUAGUAAUAUUCAUCCUCGAGAUCGUCUUAUUUCGAGCCAAAGAUUCACUCAUCAAUGGCAACGAUGGAUGGCCCUUUGGCCUGUGUUUUCUAUCUAUCCCAGCCUGGAUAUACCUAGGCCUAGCGCCGCGAUUCGAACGAACUCGGAAAGCUGCCCAACCGCAUGCAAUGGUCGUUAUUGACACAAUCUUCACCAUUUUCUGGCUCUCUGCUUUCGCUAGUCAAGCGGCAUAUAAUACAGCCAACUCAUGCGGGGAAGGUUGCGCCGUUAGCAAGGCUAUUGUCGGAAUUGCCUUCUUUGAAACGUUAGCAUGGGCUGCAUCCACAGCUGUUAGUGUAUACACUUUGAGAUACUACCAGCGUACCGACAGUCUACCCGGCUACGAAAACAUCGGGACCAGCCAGAACAUCGAUCCCGACAAGGCAGCAUUCUCGAUGGCCCCGCACGACGAGGAAGCCUAUGCGCCCGUACAGAUGGAUGACCACCACGAUGACGAUCAUCACGCCGGUGCUUAUGACCCGGAUUCGUUCGGUGGUCGAUUCGAAAACGACACCGCAUACCGACCACACAGCACUUCUCCGGCCCCUCUCGAGAACCCCUUCGAUACCUACAGAACGCACAGCACAUCGCCUGCGCAGAGCGAUCUGUACGGUGACCCCUACGGCUCGCAAACAUCCAGGCCUCACAUAUAUGCCCCACCUGCGGCUGAUGAAUACGACGACGACAGGCCGGUGCAAUUCCCCAGCGCGAACUACGACCGGACGUUGCAUUAAGCUGUGUUUUUCUUGUCGGCGUAACGAUUUCCUGUUCCCGAGGAUGCGCUUGGGAGCUUUAUGACGAUCCUGGGAAAGUUCAAACCCCUCUAGGUAUAUAGGAUAAGAGAGUCGUUUGGGAUGAGGUGGCUGGCUAAUACGAAAAAAAAAGAGGAGAAAGAACUUCACGACGGUGAUCGGUGUUCCGGAUGCCUAUUUCAUUGUGGUACUUGGGGAUACCAGGAUAGUGCCUACGGUUGUUGCGUUUAUGUUUUUGUGUUCCGAUAGCAUAGUGUGCGAAUAGACCUUGCAGGGAAGGGUACCUACAUAUUGGCUUUGUAUCAC